AUGAUGAAGCCUGAGUUCUCUUACUUUUCUGGAUUGUGUGUGUACUUUCUUUUUCUGCAAGUAACAAUUUCUUUAGAGAAAUGGAUGGUAACUACUCCCACAAGACACAUAUUAGCUAGAGUAGGAGGCCAGGCUGAGCUCAGCUGUCAGGUGAUCCCACCACAGAGUGUGGGGCAUAUGGAGGUGCGUUGGUUCAGGAGUGGCCAUUCCCAACCUGUUUACCUAUACAGAGGUGGCCAUAGCAUGAGUGGAGAAGCUGCUCCUGAAUAUGCAAAUCGUACACAGUUUAUGAAGGAGGCCAUUGGAGAAGGCAAAGUGACCCUCCGAAUUCAUAAUAUCAGCAUUUUGGAUGAUGGACCUUAUCGAUGUUCAUUUAAUGAUAGUGGUUUCAUUGAUGUGGCCAGCAUGAACCUCAAUGUGACAGCAGUUGGAUUGGAGACAGAGAUCCAUGUUCAGGCUCCUGAUGCUGAUGGAGUCAUAGUGGAGUGUAAUUCAAGAGGGUGGUUCCCAAAACCCCAAAUGGAGUGGAGAGAUAGUAAUGGGGAAACACUUCGACACUCAAUGAAAUCAUAUUCACAGGAUGAAGCCAGAUUUUUCCACAUGAAGAUGGCUCUUCUCACAAACAGGUUACAGGGCAACAUCAUUUGCUGUAUUUUUAACCCUGUAACAGGUGAAGAGAAGCAAACAAAUAUCAUCCUAGCAAAUGAACUCUUUUAUGAAGACCAUAUUUGGAUGAAAAUUUUAGUUAUCAUUGCAUGCAUAAUACUCUUCAUCAUCAGCUUUCUUCUACUCAUCAGCUGUUUUUGCAGAAGACAAGGAUGUGCAUCUGGAUACCUGUCUAAAUGUUUUUGUGUGUUCAACUCAUGGCCGGUUCAAAUACUGAAUUUCUUAUUCUGUACUGGACUACUCUUUGGUAUAUACUUACCUCACCGGUCCAGAGUCUCUCUUUCAGAUCCCCAGUUUCCUUUAUACAACAAAUGGAUAAAGGACUUGCUAUUUGUGAUACUUUUUCUGACAGUAUUUUUUGUCUUACCAAUCAUUGCCUUAAUAUUAAGGCGACUUUCACCCACAUGUCUGAAUAAACAGUAG
Messenger RNA from Rattus rattus (black rat), 1089 nucleotides. RefSeq names its product selection and upkeep of intraepithelial T-cells protein 7-like. The coding region runs from base 1 to 1089 and encodes 362 amino acids. NCBI's taxonomy places the organism in Eukaryota, Metazoa, Chordata, Mammalia, Rodentia, Muridae. The transcript is spliced from 6 exons. Gene Ontology annotation, biological process: regulation of cytokine production; T cell receptor signaling pathway. Gene Ontology annotation, molecular function: signaling receptor binding. The record is from RefSeq and is a predicted model, not a curated record. Gene Ontology annotation, cellular component: external side of plasma membrane.